AUGGCCCCCUCUUCGCUGCGCCUCCUACGCUUCUCACGAGUGCCGACUCGUCGUCUCCUGGGCUCGCAAUCCCGCCGCCCAGUUGUAGUCUCGCGAACCCUACAGCACUCUCGCCCCGCGUCGACAGCUGCUGCAGACGCCAGCCCCCUCUUCGUCACCCGACUCAAGACCUUGCUCUACGGCGCGUCUCUGUCCCUCUCCGCUAUCUUCGGCUACCUGUACAUCACCGACACGAGAGCGAGCGUACACCAAUGGCUGGUGGUUCCGGCUUUGCGAUGGCUCUACCCCGACGCCGAGGACGCGCACCACGCUGGGACCAAAGCUUUAAAGACUGCGUACUCGCUCAACUUACACCCGAGGGAGCGGGCUACGGGCAGGGAAGAAACGAGCCUGAGUGUCAUGGUGUUUGGGCAGAGGUUGCAGAAUCCAAUUGGCACAUCUGCGGGUAUCGACAAGCUGGCUGAGAUCCCGGAUGCUUUGUUUGCGUUGGGGCCGGCGAUUGUGGAGGUUGGAGGAACCACGCCGCUUCCUCAGGAUGGGAACCCGAGACCCAGAGUCUUUAGACUGCCAAGUCGGAACUCGAUGAUCAAUCGUUAUGGGUUGAACUCGAAGGGUGCAGAUGAUAUGGCUAAGACUUUACGGGAAAGAGUCCGGGCCUUUGCAUUCCGAAACGGGUAUGGGAUUGGCGAUGAUGCUGAGGAAUUUGUGCUUAAUGGAGGUUCUGGCGUUCCUCCGGGGAGCUUGACGGAGGGGAAGAUGCUUUUGGUGCAAGUUGCGAAGAACAAGGAUACCAAGGACGACGAUAUUGAGGCUGUGAAGAGUGACUACGUUUACUGCGUGGAGAGGCUAGCACCUUAUGCGGAUAUCUUGGUCGUGAAUGUCAGCAGCCCGAAUACCCCUGGUUUACGCACACUCCAAAGAGUAGAACCUUUAACUAGGAUUCUUGAAGGGGUAGUCGGUGCUGCAAAGGCCACUAAGAGGAAGACUGCGCCAAAGGUAAUGGUCAAGGUUUCUCCAGAUGAGGACCACGAUGAGCAGAUUGAGGGUAUUGUGGAGGCUAUCUGGAAGAGUGGCGUUGAUGGUGUGAUAGUUGGAAACACCACGAACCGAAGGGACAAUAUAUUGCCCCAGGACCUACCCUUGACGUCAAAAGAGAAGGAGAUUCUAAGCGAGAAGGGAGGUUUGUCUGGUCCGCACAUGUUCGACAGGACUUUGAGCUUGGUCAAGAGAUACAGACAACUUCUCGACCAAGGGCCUCCUCCACCGCCUGAGCCAAAGAAGGAGAACAAGACCACCAAACCGGUAGGUCCCAACAUCGCCGAGAAAAUGGACCCUACGAAAGGAACAGUCACCGAAGCCGUCUCAGCUGCAGUGAGGGGCGCAAAAGACCGUACGGGCGACCAUUCGCGUGAGCAAAAAGUCAUCUUCGCUACAGGUGGUAUUACGAACGGGAAGCAGGCUCUCGAGAUCUUGAACGCCGGGGCGAAUGUCGCGCAGGUGUAUACGGCGCUGGUUUAUGGGGGAUCGGGCACGAUCACGAGGAUCAAGAAGGAGAUGAAGGAGGAGAUUGCAAACAAGUAG
This is a messenger RNA of Drepanopeziza brunnea f. sp. 'multigermtubi' MB_m1, 1581 nucleotides long. RefSeq lists its product as uncharacterized. NCBI's taxonomy places the organism in Eukaryota, Fungi, Ascomycota, Leotiomycetes, Helotiales, Drepanopezizaceae. The record is from RefSeq and is a predicted model, not a curated record. Gene Ontology annotation, molecular function: dihydroorotate dehydrogenase activity. Gene Ontology annotation, biological process: 'de novo' pyrimidine nucleobase biosynthetic process; pyrimidine ribonucleotide biosynthetic process. Gene Ontology annotation, cellular component: cytoplasm; mitochondrial inner membrane.